CGCGCUGCGCCAGUUCGGGUUCAAAUUAAAAACAUUCUCUGACAUGACAAAGCUAGAAAGCAUUUUAGAAAAUGAUGUGGAACGUAGGACACUUAUAUCGUAUUUCAGCGGAAUUGGAGGUAGCCAAUCGAAUGUUGUUGGCAGAAUCCUCAGUCGUGCGAUGACAAACGAGCUGGCUAGCCAAUACUGCUACAAAGGACAAAACGAAGAAAAGCGUGCAUUCCAAAAUUUGGCCCUAUGUUCCGCUGUUAUCGAAUCCGUUCGCUGCCAAAAAAAAUUAUCCCUAACGGAAGACGCAAUUGAAUCUAAAAUUAAAAACUGGUUGCGACAUGCGCGGGCUAGAAAAGAUGGCAGCAGCAAUGAAGAAGAAUAAUUUUAUUACAUGUUUUUUGUGAUAAAAAAUGUGUCAUACACAAGACA
Messenger RNA from Daphnia magna, 420 nucleotides. RefSeq lists its product as uncharacterized. Lineage: Eukaryota; Metazoa; Arthropoda; Branchiopoda; Diplostraca; Daphniidae. Bases 44 to 373 code for a protein of 109 amino acids. The record is from RefSeq and is a predicted model, not a curated record. The transcript is spliced from 3 exons.